This is a messenger RNA of Aspergillus saccharolyticus JOP 1030-1, 943 nucleotides long. RefSeq names its product putative DNA polymerase delta subunit 4. Gene Ontology annotation, cellular component: delta DNA polymerase complex. The transcript is spliced from 3 exons. The coding region runs from base 140 to 733 and encodes 197 amino acids. Lineage: Eukaryota; Fungi; Ascomycota; Eurotiomycetes; Eurotiales; Aspergillaceae. Gene Ontology annotation, molecular function: DNA-directed DNA polymerase activity. The record is from RefSeq and is a predicted model, not a curated record. Gene Ontology annotation, biological process: DNA synthesis involved in DNA repair; DNA-templated DNA replication.
GCAGGCCUUUCGCUGGUCGAACGCUUAUCACCAGCCUCGAUCUUAGUGCCUUAGCUUACAGUUCCUCGCAACUCAGUUAACUAGUUAUUGACCCUCACCUUCCACCAGCAGAUUCUUAUCGUCAAGCUCAAAUCUCAACAUGCCUCCUGCUCGUCGUCGAGGAGGCAACACUGCCGCCAGCCGCUCCGGCCAGUCCACCUUGUCUUUUGGCUCCAAAUCAAGAGUUACCAAGCCAUCUGCGGCUCCCGCGACCCGGUCUCAGAAAGCAAAGGAUCUCGAACCGGUCGUCACUUCUCUUCCCGAGAAACAGUCCAUUCACAGUGCCUCAGAACCAGAGGAGUCGCGAGAAAGCUCCACGCAACCCGAGCAGCCUCAUGUGGCAGAGCUUGCCGUGAGACAACAAGCUCAGGCGGAGAUCGAGCAGCCGGUAUCAGAGGAAGAUAAAAGGGCCAGCAAGAUCACCGAACGGGAGUUAACGAAUUACUGGAAGCAAGAAGAAGCGAAAAUGCGGGGGCCUCGAGUACACCAGGACGACCUUACAACGCAUGAGAAGAUCCUGCGGCACUUCGACCUUUCUAGUCAAUACGGGCCUUGCAUUGGGAUCGCCCGGCUCAGACGCUGGAGGCGGGCUAACAUGCUCAAUCUCAACCCACCGAUUGAGGUUCUUGCUGUGCUUUUGAAAGAUAGCGGUGACGCCAAGCAAAGAGCCUAUAUCGACGUGUUACUGUCGUGAUUGACAAGUACUUGUACAUGAUAUGUUGGUUACAACGAGAAUUUGGAGUAUGGUUUGGUAUUUAGGACGGCGUUUCGGCAUGCCACGCAUACCCUUCUGUUCAUUAUGGUGGAAUGAUUAUAUAUGCGUGAAUCAAAUUUCCGUUUUACAGUGACACCUCGGCCUUGAAGAGUGGUUGGAACCGUUUGUGAAUGGCCCUAGCCCCUAACG